UGCAGCCUGGAGCCGAGCACAGCUGCCCGGUGCGACCAGCGGCAAACAUCAGUGACUCUCAGGCUGCACCGUUAAAUGCGAACCGCAGGCCGCUGGUUUUGGCCAAAAGCUACAAGUAGGCAAGAAAGCGAGCUGCAGAUGGAGUUUGCCAGUUGUCAUGGAAAUGCAGGACUUCGCAACUCGUGUUGGCUUAAAAGGUGAAAUUGAAGUAAGCCAAAACCGUAUCUGUUCCCUCUCUAUUUUGGUUCUGACCAAGUGGGUAUUUCUCUGCAAAUGGAUAAUGGAGACUGGGGCCAUAGGAUGACUACUCCUGUUACCUUGAACGUGGGAGGCCACAUGUACACCACUAGUUUAUCCACCCUGCAGCGCUAUCCAGACUCAAUGCUGGGCGCCAUGUUCCGGGGAGAUUUCCCCACAACUCGUGAUUCCCAAGGGAAUUAUUUCAUCGAUCGCGAUGGAACACUUUUCCGUUACAUCCUGAACUUCCUGCGGACGUCUGAACUUACCCUCCCUGUGGACUUCACAGAGACUGAUCUCCUAAGGAAAGAGGCGGACUUCUACCAGAUCGAACCUCUGAUCCAGUGCCUUAACGAUCCCAAGCCGCUGUACCCUCCCGACAUCUUUGAGCAGGUUGUGGAGCUCUCUAGCACUCGGAAACUGUCAAAAUAUUCAAACCCAGUUGCUGUCAUCAUCACGCAGCUAACCAUAACUACGAAGGUUCACGGUCUGCUGGAAGGUAUUUCCAACAACUUCACCAAGUGGAACAAACACAUGAUGGAUACCAGAGACUGCCAGGUGUCUUUCACCUUCGGACCAUGUGACUACCAUCAAGAGGUGUCCCUAAGGGUUCACCUCAUGGACUACAUAAUGAAACAAGGCUUCACCAUCCGCAACACGCGUGUGCAUCACAUGAGUGAGCGUGCAAACGAGAACACAGUGGAGCAUCACUGGACUUUCUGUAGACCGGCUCACAAAGUUGAAGACUGAGUCACAGCACAGUUGUGGGUGACAUUACUGUUUGAUUUGUCUUCAUAUUACACAAAUCACGAUUUAAAAAAAACAAAACAAACAAAUUGACCCCUUUUUCAGUACUGUAUCACUUUUUGCAUUAUUUUGAUCAAUGUGGUACGUCCAGACAGAUAGCAUAAAAACAGUGAAAUUGUGAAUUCUUGAUUUACUCACCUGUUCGAGUGCACAAGUGUUGUCUUAGUACAACACUUUCUUAUCUGUGCUACCACUACAUAUUCAACAUUUCUUGACAAAGGAGUAGUUCAUUGAAGUUAAGGUCGACAAAACAGCAUUUCUUAUGAAGCAGAAAUACUCUAGCAAUGAUUUUAUUUAUUUAGGGACACUAUAUUAUACCCCAAUGAUGCUAAAAAUGUGGGUAUAUUGAUUUUUAUGGAAUAAUGGUGAUUUAUUGUGGUUCCAAUAUCUGUUUAUGCCAAAGUCAGUAAUAAAGUGAUUGUAAACCAUGAUUUAAGACUCUAUUAGGGGUGUAAGUAAAUAUCGAUACGCUUGAGUAUCGUGAUACUGUUUUGAUUCUCAAAAAUACUAUUGAUUUUUAAGUAAUAGUUUACAUGCAAAGAUUCGUGGCAGUGUUGUAAUCUAUCUUCAGCCAUUUGACUCUUCCACUCAAACAAUGUAAACUGAGACAGGAAGAAGUUAAUACAUAUCUUUCCUUUGCUCAGAUUGCAGAAAAAGUGCUUGUCUUUAUACUAUGACAGUUUCCCUUAAAUUAGAUUUAGAUUUGAUUUAGAUUUUUUAGAUUAGCGUUGCUUACUGUAUCGCAAUAUAUUGAAUCGUAACCCCUGUAUCGUGAUACGUAUCACAAAUCGCCAGAUUCUUGCCAAUACACAGCCCAGGACUCUAUGCCUACAUACAGUAUCUAAUCUACAUCUUAACAUGCAUUAAUGUAAAUUUAGAUCACAAUUUAAGGGGAAAAGAGGAGGUUAUAAAAAAGUUUAUACUCCAUUCACAAGCUGUCUUGGUCAUAUUUUGGACUGGAGACAGUGAACAAAGUACUUUUUUGGAUCCCAAGUUGUCGGGAGUGUACCUAUUUUUUAAUAAUAAUAAUAAAUUUUGAUUAUCUUUAGCCCAAUUUCUUUCUGGUGAGUUUACAGUAGAUCUUAAAUUAGUCUCUUAGCUCUCUAGUAUCUCCUUGUACGGUACUAUUUCUUAAGACCCUAGUCAAUGUUGCAUGUGUCUGAGUGUCUUGUGAAUGUACAUGUAUUUUCUGUGCGCUUUGUAGUAUUGUGGCAUACUGUUACACUUUAGAGCUCAUAUCAACAGUGAUGUGUUUGAUCAUUCCAGCUGAAAUAAACCCAUUUGUGUAUUUGUCAUUAA
This is a messenger RNA of Siniperca chuatsi (mandarin fish), 2343 nucleotides long. RefSeq names its product potassium channel tetramerization domain containing 6b (gene kctd6b). Gene Ontology annotation, molecular function: protein binding. The coding region runs from base 274 to 987 and encodes 237 amino acids. Lineage: Eukaryota; Metazoa; Chordata; Actinopteri; Centrarchiformes; Sinipercidae. Gene Ontology annotation, biological process: protein homooligomerization. The record is from RefSeq and is a predicted model, not a curated record. The transcript has 4 exons.